AUGAAAUUAUUCUGUUUUUAUAUUGUUGCUUACAUCCAAGCUUUCAAUUUACACUUUGCAUCUGAUCCAAAAGCUCUUUGUCUAGAUGGAUCGCCAGCAGUAUUAUUUUAAUAGAUAUAUAAUUAGUCCUAUUAUAAAGCUGAAGGAUAUGGGACUGGGGCAAAAUAAUAUAUUCUGCAUUUCUAAGGAGGAGCGUAUUUAUAUAUUAAUAAAUAUUUUAGAAGGAUAGAUGGAUCAACUUAAGAUUAAUUGAUUCAAUCAGCAUAUUUAAGGUUCAUUUUGAAAAUAUUAAUAGAUCUAAAACAUAGUUGGGAAGCUCCAAAGAUUUGAAUAAAUAGAUGUUGUUUAAUGGAAUGUUUUCUAGAUCAUAAAAUAAAAAUCCAUAUUAUUAUAAUUGGAACUUAAUUCACUUUAAUUAUUGUGAUGGAUCUUGUAAUAAUUUAUAAUAUAUUUCAAGUACACUAAGGAUAUAAAUCUGAUCCUAUUGAAUAUUUAGGAACAUAAUUGUAUUUUAGAGGUGACGUAAUUGUGAAGUCAUUUAUUUCAGACUUGUUUCAAGAACUCUCUACAGCUGAUACAGUAAUUGUAUCUGGUUGUUCUGCUGGUGGAAAUGCAGCUUAUUUUUGGAUUGAAUAUAUCAGAGCAUUAUUACCAUAAAAUGUAACAGUUUAUGGAGUUCCAGAUUCAGGAAUGGCAUUAAACUUAUUAGCUAUAGAUGGAACAGAUUAUCCAACUGAAUCACUUAUUUAAUUAAUUGAUUUAGUAAAUAUUGAAGUUACACAUCCAAAUAAAUAAUGUGUUGAGAAGUACUCAAAAGAAAGUUGGAAAUGCUAUUAUGCUUAAUAUUUAUUUGAAUUUAUUAAAACCCCUUUAUUUAUUAUCUAAUCUAUGUACGAUUAUUUUAGUCUGACUGUAAGAUUUAAAAUAGAUUGUGCAAAAAACUAUACAUUAACUAAUUGUUCUAAAGAAGAAUUAGAUUUUGCAUAAAACUUAUACAAAUAAAAUUAUGAAAUCCUAAGUUAAAGAAAAAAGGAUUAUCCUGAAACAGGUGCAUUUGCUCCAAGUUGUUUAGAGCAUUGCUUUUUAUUAAGAGAUUAUUAUGAUUCUUCUGAUUGGGAAGUUCCUGGAGAUUCAGGAAAUACUAUCUAGGUAGCUCUAAAUAAUUGGUUAAAUUCUAAAACAAAUCCAGAAGAUAAUUUUUAUGUUGAUAAGGUAGAAUGGCCAGAUAAUAAAAAAUGUUCCAAUAGUGAUUACAAUAAUUAUUCCCCUCUAUAUGUUUUGAGUAUUCUAUUGAUAUCACAUAUUAUUUGA
Molecule: messenger RNA, 1311 nt
Organism: Paramecium pentaurelia
Lineage: Eukaryota; Ciliophora; Oligohymenophorea; Peniculida; Parameciidae
Source: the annotation of a GenBank genome assembly